Messenger RNA from Strongylocentrotus purpuratus (purple sea urchin), 1402 nucleotides. RefSeq names its product lazarillo protein-like. Lineage: Eukaryota; Metazoa; Echinodermata; Echinoidea; Camarodonta; Strongylocentrotidae. The record is from RefSeq and is a predicted model, not a curated record. The transcript is spliced from 4 exons. The coding region runs from base 203 to 796 and encodes 197 amino acids.
GAUACAUCGUCAUUUUUAGUAUGACAAAUAUAGUCGUUUACCUCUAUAAAGUGUUACCAUCUUGCAUAGUUUGAAAUCGGAUAUUAGGAGGUUUAUUCCGCUGGCCUAACGACAUCUUCUUCUUUUAAUCUACAAACCAAUCUUUUCAUCAUUUUACUGGUUUAAAAAAAAGUUUUGCUACGUUUGUUGAAAGAUAAGGGAAAUGGCUAAUAAGAACACUCAAUCCUGGUUUGCGCUGGUCGCAGUUUUCGGCGCCAUCUUGUGCUUUUCGUCACCUGCGGAAGGACUCGGGACGGUGUAUGAUGUCGACGCCAACAAAUAUGUCGGACGCUGGUAUAACAUGUACACAAAUUUCUGGACAGACUCAUUCACUGGAAUAGAUGGCGCAGAAUGUACAACAGCUGAAUAUGGGAAGGUCUCUGAGACCAAUUUUACCGUGACCAACGCUUACAGCGUAGGAGAGGGGGAACCUGUUACCAGCAGCGGCUAUGCCUGGGUUCCUAUCCAAAGUGAACCGGGAAAGGUUCUCAUCGAACUUGAUAACGAUGCCGCAGCAAGUACAUAUUGGAUUCUCAAACUCGGCCCCAUCGUCGACGACCAGUACGAGUACUCGGUCGUCACCGACAGCCAAGCCCGUUCACUCUCCGUCCUCGCCCGUGACCCCGAGACCUUUGACAUCAACUAUGACGCCGAGGUCACCGAGUAUCUUCUCAUUACAGGUUUCACAAGUCCGACGACCCAACGCGUUCGAGUUUACCACGGGGACGACUGCACAUAUCUUUCUCCUGAGGCAUAAGAUUUAAUUCUCGUUGUUCUAAUAAUUUCUUUAUUUCAAAGAACAGUACUUGCAUAAUUAUAUUAUAAUAAUAAACAUAACCAGAUUCAUGAACCUAUUCGGGUUCAAGGCAAUAAUACAAUUCAAAUUAGAGUGACUUUAGGAGAAAACAUAUCGUCAUUAUUGACAGUUGUAUGCGGGUAAGAUAAUAAUGAGAUGCGAGGGUAACGUAUUGAUUAUCAUAAUUUAUGGGUGGUGGGUACAGGUACAUGGUUUAUACUUGUCAAUUACAGUUUUAUCAAUACUCAUCUGGUACAAAUAAAUCAUUGAUGAAGAUAUUUUCUGCAAUAAAAGUUAGCGAUUCCUAUAUCAACACAAAGAACAUUGUGUCGGCAUUUGAACUAGUUUCAACGAACCAUGCAACACCGGGGGUAGGGCAGGCGUUGAGCGGCUUCAACGGCUGGUUGUGGAAGCCGAUGCAUUGUCGAUCACAAAACGAAUAGGAACACAUCAACAGUUCUAUGAAUUAAAUCACUAUCCGCAUCUAAAUCCCCUUUGAGUUUACACAAGUAACGUCUAAACUGUGUUGUAGUGCAUGGUUACUAAUAUAUUCCUUAAAAGGAUAGU